AUGAUGCGUUCCAUCGGUCCUUCGUCGUGCCUUGCGGCUGCGGGCAUAGAAAAGGCAGCGGGACGCGCAGCAACGUCUGCUGUCUGUUCCCAUCCUGCUCGAUUUAUACAGAUGCCUGUACGCGUAAUAUCCAGAGAUGAGUACUUGCUACUCGCCAAGGUCGCAGAGGAGGCGGAGCGUUAUGAAGAUCUCGUGGCGCAGAUCAAAGGCUUGACGCAGACGUACGGAGCAUUGACCAUCGAGGAGAGGAACCUCCUCUCCGUUGCCUACAAAAACAUCACAAACUCACUUCGUAGUAGUUGGAGAGUGGUCGAUUCUUUGGAGAAGCUUGAGUCUGCUAGACCCUCUACACAGUCAAAGCAUCAGGUUGCCUUGAUCCGUCGUCAGCGGGUUCGCAUUGAGAAGGAACUUACAGAUGCCUGCAAAGACAUCGUGAAACUGCUGAACGAUAGCCUUUUGGCUACAGCCAAAGCUGGGGAAGAGACCGUAUUCUAUUAUAAGCUGAAGGGCGAUUACUAUCGAUACCUCGCUGAAUUCGCGCAGCAACAAGAACGCAGUCGGUAUUCGGAUUUGUCACUUGCCGCAUACAAAUUCGCGUACAAGCAUGCACUUGCCAUGCUGGAGCCUACGCAUCCAACAAGAUUGGGUCUGGCUCUGAAUUUUGCCGUCUAUUACCACGACGUCCGUAAGAGUCCAGAGAGAGCAUGUCACCUGGGCAAACAUGCAUUCGACGAAGCGGUCGCAUGCCUAGACGAUUCAUCAUCGAUGCAAGUCAUGCGUGAUUCGAUGAUGAUCCUUCAGCUUCUGAGAGACGAUCUUGUAAUAUGGUCCAGUGAGAUGCAAAGAGAUGCUGUCAGCAAGUGACCCUAAGCUGGGACUACAUGCAGCUUGUCUUUUCUUUUUUCACGAUGUCUAGUCUAGUCUCCCGUCAUGAACCCUAUUUAUGCCACAUCAUUUGUCUCGC
Messenger RNA from Suillus clintonianus, 964 nucleotides. RefSeq names its product 14-3-3 domain-containing protein. NCBI's taxonomy places the organism in Eukaryota, Fungi, Basidiomycota, Agaricomycetes, Boletales, Suillaceae. Gene Ontology annotation, cellular component: cytoplasm. Gene Ontology annotation, biological process: signal transduction. Bases 1 to 864 code for a protein of 287 amino acids. The transcript has 6 exons. The record is from RefSeq and is a predicted model, not a curated record.